UCGUGUCCAGGCAAAACACGAGCUUCUGUUCAAAAGCGCUUCUUUACAAACAAGUUGGAGAGCGGCGAGAGGAGGAGGAGGAGGAGGAGGAAGAAGGUCCGAGCGUGAAGAGUGCACUCGGAUUUACACUUCAAACUGGACAUAACAACAAGCUCUGACCUUCAUCUUCCCACAGAUACUUAAUAACACAAUAUCAAAAGAAAAACAAGAAAAAAAGUGGCGGGUGAUUUCCGCUGAUGGAGGAUGACGAGGAGGAUACACCUUUACCGUUUCCAGCCAACCCACUGCAGAUUGCAGACUCCAGACCAGAGAACAUGCCACUGAUUCAGACCACGCCUCGCUUCCGGAACUCGGGCUCCGUCCCCAGCGCGGUCAGUCCCGUCCACCGCUCCCUUCACGGAGCCGUGGAACUGGGGCUUCUGUCCACGCCGUCAGGAUCCACAGACGAUUCACUUCUUCACAAUUUAAUCCUCUUCCCCGGAGGAGACUCUGGCUUCACGGCUCUGGUUCCGAAUGCGUCGGAGCAGUCGGGAGAAGACGACGAGCAGGACGAAGGGAAAGGGGAGGAGAGAGAAGAGGACAGGACGAGCGUGGAAGUGCAGAUCGGACGGAAGCUGCGCGAGAUCGGAGAUCAUUUCCAGCAGGAGCACAUGCAGCUGUAUCGGAGAAACCGACAGCCCAUUUGGUGGCGCUUAGCAACGACGCUUUACGACUUUCUGUUACCGAGGGAGUUCAUCGGACAGUGAGGAGGUCAACGCGCGAAGGAGUCCUCCGUCUCUGGGUCCUAGUGUCUGCCCUGGCGGUUACCCGUGCCCUUAAACAGGCCUUUUGAGGAGAACUUGGAAAACAGACAGGAAGUGAGGAGGAGUGCGAGUCGCCGCUGGACGGAGACGGUGUCCCCACUACCGCUCACGAAGAAGCCAUCUUUAAAAUGGAGCUAGUUUUUAUGUUUUGUUUUUUAAAUUCCUUUUUUUUGUCGCUUAUUAUAAUUUUGCCUCUUAGUCUGCGAAUGCCUUACAAGUGGAUCGAGUCAAGAAGCAAAGAAAAAGAAAAUUUUGCUUCCGAGAUCAAAGGACUUCAGGAAAGUUCCGGAAAUUAGGAAAUGUGAAGGAGCAGCAGCCUCAAAAAAACUCUCUCUCUCUUUUUUUUUUUUUUAAAAAAAAAAGUGUAUUUAUUUUUUAAUUUCUUACUGGUUAAUUUUUUUUCCUGUCCUAUCUUUUGAGACAGUUUUCUGCUGAUCUCAGCACAAGUUUUUACUGAACAGUUUGUUCUCUUUUGGAAGGAAAAACAUCGUCACUGCACGUCUGUCGCCUUAAAAUCAAUUCUAAACAUCUGAGCCUUUUGUAACCUGAGCCUUUAAGAUCCUCAGGGCUGAGAGACAUUUUCACGAGCGUGAUUUAUUCCCUAAGCUUUCUACACUCGCUUUUACCGAGACGUUCGGUCUCUGAACCGGACGAUUUUUAAACGCAACUUUUAUCAUUUACUAAAAAAAAAAAACAUUUUCUUUGUUUAACGUCGUAAAUCACGUUUCUACAUUAAUAGAUGUAGAUUGUUUCUACAAAAAUGAUUUUUUUUUUCUUUAAUUUUUAAAGGUUUUUAACUAGGUCCUAAAGAUGUUAAAAUACUUUUAGUGAACAAAUCAGGAAAUAAAAAAAAAAAAAAAUUGAAAUAAUGUCUGAUUUUGUAAAUAUGUUUACAGUCAGGUUUAAAAAAAUUUUACUAGAAAAAGUUUUUUUGUAUUAAAUGUUAUAAAAAAUUCUAUAAAAAUUUGAACUGCAAAAUUUUUUGUAUGGAGUUUUAGCUCGGAUUUUAAAGCCUGACUGUAAACAGAAGCGAGAUCGAAUUGGAAGGAAUUCCGUGCUGUCGAAGCAAUACCGCACCGUCCGAUCAACACAAUCAGACACUGUCAGACACAAUCAGACACCCCGGUCCCAUAAAAUCCCACACCGUUAGAACUUUUCCUUUCUGAUGUACAAUCUGCAGCUCUGAUGAGAAACUCUAGCGUUCGAGGAGCUGCGUUUCUGUCUACGAUCAACACCACUGCUGUCAAACGGGUUGUAAAAGAAAAAAACCUGUCGAUUUUUUAAUUAUUAUUAUUAUUAUUAUUAUUAUUAUUAUUAUUAUUAUUAUUAUUUUUGUUUAUUUAUCGUAAGAUUUUGUAAAAGAAUAAAUAAAUAAAUAAAUUAAAUGAAAUAUAAAAUAUGGAGUUUAAAGAAGAGAGAAAAUGUUUCCUGAUUCAUGUCGAGUUUCCUCUCAAGCCAUUAACUUAAGCCAAUAAGAAUUAUGGUGCAUUUUGUAAAAAAUAAAAAUAAAAAAAUCGCUCUUCCGGUAAAUAAACGAGGCCCUUAUUGAUCAAAGCUGCGCUGAUUUCAAGACAAAUCUUUAUUGGGAUUUUCCAAAAAUGUCCGAAGAUUUUUUAUUUUUAUUUUAUUUAUUUUUCUUUACUUUAAAAUGAAAACAUUUUUGUUUUCUUUCUUUAAUAAUUUCAGCUGUGUGGGAAAAAUCCCUCAUCUGAGUUUAUAAAACAUCUGUGUUUCAUCUAAAUCUAAUCUAAUCCAAUAUAAGUACAAUCUAAUCCAAUCUAAUUCUAAUCUAAAUCCAAUCUAAUUCCAGUCUAAAUAUAAUCUGAUUCUAAUCGAAUCCAAUCUAAUUCUAAUUCCAAUCUAAUUCUAAUCUAAAUCCAACCUAAUUCAAAUCUAAUCUUAAUCCAAUCUAAUUCUAAUCUAAUUCCAAUCUAAAUAUAAUCUGAUUCUAAUCUAAUCGAAUCCAAUCUAAUUCUAAUUCUAAUCUAAAUCCAAUCUAAUCCAAAUCUAAUCUAAUUCUAAUCUAACCCAAUAUAAUCUAAUUCUAAUCCUAAUAAAAUCUAAUUCUAGUUUAAUUUUAAUCUAAUCAUAAUCUAAUCUAGUUUAUUAGACUCUAAUCUAUCAUAUUAUAAUAAACAGGACUAGAUUAGACUGUACACUGUCUUCAGCACUUCUUGUUUCCUCUCUAAUGUAACGUUUAAAGUCCAACACUUUUACACCAAGCUUCAUGAAUAAGGGCCGGCGGUUUAUUUAUUUAUUUAAUUUAUUUAUUUAUUUUAAAAGAAUUCUAUUUGGGACCAAAACUUUUUACCCCCUAUAAGAUUUUUUUUUUUAUCAGCGUCCAAUGAGAAGGCCUGAUUUUGUCACAUGACCAGCUAAUGAAUUGGACCUAAUGUGUUGUUUUUUUUUCUAUAAGGAACUUGGUGUGUGUGUGUGUGUGUGUGUGUGUGUGUGUGUGUACACGGAGUCGCUAAUUAAUAAGAAGAAUAAGAAGAAUGAAUAGUAUUUAUUUAUUUUUGUUGUAUGUAAGUUUGUAAAAUAAAAUAGGAGAUGAAUUCGUAUGGAGGCGAAUAUCGACGCUUUAUCAGUUUUCGUUAUUCUGAUAAAAUGUAAAAAAAAGAUCACAUUUAUUAAAUCUCUAAAUGUUUUAUUUAAGAGUGAGAGCACGAGAAUUCCACACCGUCUGAGAACUAUAGAUUUAUACAGGAGACAUGUGCUGAUAAAUCACCAUCACAAUAUUCAACACACACACACACACACACUCACUAUCACACACUCAUACAUACACAAUCACACAAAUACUGUAACACACACUCACACACACUCACUAUCACACACUCAUACAUACACAAUCACACAAACACAGUAACACUCUCACACACACACACUCAUACAUACACAAUCACACAAACACAGUAACACACACACACAAUCACACAAACACAGUAACACUCUCACACACACACACUCAUACAUACACAAUCACACUAUCACACACAAACACUAUCACACACACACUAUCACACCCAUUUUCAAACACACACAAACACUAUCACACACUCAUACAUACACACUAUCACACUCACUCACUAUCACACAAACACACUAACACAUGCACUAUCACACACACACUGAAACUCUCUCACACACACACACACACACACACACACUGAAGUCAUGAUGAUGUUCUCACAGCUUUACACCCAUACUGUGAUAUUGUGAUUGUGAUUUCAAAUGGAAGAGCUCAUGGUGGUUUAUCAGCACACGCCUAGCGCUGAGUUUCUCUCUCCUUCUUACUUCACCACAAACUUUUACUUUAUACGAAAUAUCGAUAAAUGCUGAGGUGCACACACACACACACACACACACGCGCACACACACACACACACACACACGCACACCACUCACACACACACACCACUCACACAACACUGAAACCUUUCUCAAUUUUAUUUUCACUCUCUCAGACUCCUGGACACUGCAGUGCUGUUUAUUUUAAACUUCUUUUGCUCAUCAAUACAAUUGUGAUUUUAUCAGACAAUCAGAAUCCUAACGGUGCCUUAGGGCCGAACACACACCAGCUCCGUCACCAAGCUUCUCACUCACACACACACACACACACACACACACACAAACACACAUUUCCAGCUAUGGAAACCUGAGAAUCCGUGGCUGAUGUCGGCUUUAGUAACCACGAGCGCCUGAUCAAUCACACUGCUGUGACACACACACACACACACACACACACACACACA
Molecule: messenger RNA, 4558 nt
Organism: Hemibagrus wyckioides
Lineage: Eukaryota; Metazoa; Chordata; Actinopteri; Siluriformes; Bagridae
Gene: bmf2
Product: BCL2 modifying factor 2
Exons: 4
Coding region: 237-746 (169 amino acids)
Biological process (GO): positive regulation of apoptotic process; apoptotic process; negative regulation of autophagy
Cellular component (GO): myosin complex
Source: RefSeq, a predicted model, not a curated record